Megalopta genalis is the source of this 4460-nucleotide messenger RNA. RefSeq names its product 6-phosphofructo-2-kinase/fructose-2,6-bisphosphatase. The record is from RefSeq and is a predicted model, not a curated record. Lineage: Eukaryota; Metazoa; Arthropoda; Insecta; Hymenoptera; Halictidae. Gene Ontology annotation, cellular component: cytosol. Gene Ontology annotation, biological process: fructose 2,6-bisphosphate metabolic process; fructose metabolic process. Gene Ontology annotation, molecular function: ATP binding; 6-phosphofructo-2-kinase activity; fructose-2,6-bisphosphate 2-phosphatase activity.
UGCUGCGGAUGAGGGACCAUCAGUCGCUGGAACCUCCUCGAAGCACGAGCAGAGACAACUUUUCACGUUACGCACGAGUAUCCGACGAUUUCCAGACUGAGUAGCGCGUGUUCACCUGUGCAAGGUACGUCCCAGCUGGCUGGCAUCGAUCGCGUUGCCCAAAGAAAACAAGCGAGAAAGAUAGCAGAAGAGGUAGAGACCGAGAGAGAGAGAGAGACAGGGAGAGACUGAGAGAGAGAGAGAGAGAGAGAGAGCGUCGCACGAACGCAGAAGCGUCUGGCCCAGGUCUCGUCGAUCCUCGAAACCGGUUCACCGCUUGAGCUGACCUACCGAAACAGCGAAAGAGGCACCGAGCUUCCCGUUCGGCGCCCAACUGGCCAGGUAAACAACGAGCGAUCGAAGGCGCGACAGGGAAGAUCCGAGUAGAAGCAGCCAAGGUGGCAGAGACGAGAAGGGAGCGCCGGGCUCGUAAGACGUGUGUCGGUGAAGCAGCACCGUGACUAUGUAAACUACCAGCAAAAGCAGCUGUGGGCAGCGCGUGCGCAGGUCCGAAGCGACCCGUAUCAAGAAACGCUGGCAACUAGUAUAGGAUCGAGGUCCGAUUAGAGGCUCAGUUGACUGCGAACGAUCGUCGAGGUCGAGUAGUCGCAGGUGUUGCGCACUGAGCGGACAGACACGGUAUAGAGCUAGCAGGGUGGAAACGGGCGAGGAGUCGAGGAGGACAGGCGAAAGGCCGAUAGAACUGAGAACAAAAGACACAGAAGCCCGCAAACUGGCUCCGGAAGUGAGGAUCAAGCAAAUUGGAAUGAGGGAGGACCUGUUGUCGAUAAUACGGCACACGAGCAGCGACCAUUUCUCGGAAGAACUUUAGCCCGAAGAUUCGAAGGCCGGGAGAAACUUGGUGGCGGUAUAGCGAUAGGAUUAAACACGAGCUUCACCGUGUGUCUCGUUUAAUUAGAGGGCUCCAGCUCGCCGGGUUCCGAUUCAGGGGACAGCUGUUGUUUACAUUUCAUUCCUCCCGUUAUUGUUAACCGCGUGCACGGUCGCGGCGGCCACGAUCUUCUUCGAGCGAACGUCCAGCGAUCGAGGGACAUUUCUGCGGCACGAUCCACGUCGGUUAUGCCCUGGGUGGCCGCCUGUAUCGACCUGCUGGCGGCUCCGAUUCUCGGCUACUGUCUCGCCGUUAGGAAACUAGCCCUGCAGGCCAACCUCCUGCAAGAAGGAGCCGACGACACCGCGGACACGCUGGCAGAGAACAAGGAGAACCUUCUGCGAAGCGGCGCCAUGACUCCCAGUGCUGAGGAGCAACGCAAAGAGCCCGGGAAUGACAAGAUCGCCAUGAGAACGCCGGGGAAAACGAAGUCGCCGCGGAAAUUCGCGGGGGUGGUGGUCGCGAUGUGCGGCCUGCCAGGUCGUGGAAAAAGCCAGGUGGCGCAAUGUCUCUCGCGCAGGCUCAACUGGAACGGCUACUCCACUAAAGUGAUGAGAGUGAGCGAGUAUCGAAGAAGAAGAGUGGAGCCGUAUGGCGAGGCAGUGUCUCACGAGCUGUUUCGGCCGGAUCACACGGCGAACGCGGCUUUGAGGGCCCUGGCCCAGGGAGACGCGAUGCAAGACUGCGGCUCAUGGCUCGCAGCCGGGAAUUCCGUAGCUAUUCUGGACGCCACGCUGGUGACACGAGCGCAGCGCGCCGAGGUCUUCGACUACUUUUCCGGGCAGCUCGGUUAUCGCGUGCUUUUCAUCGAGUGCGUCUGCGACGACCCGCUGGUGCUUCAGCAAAAUUACAAGGAGAUCCUGCGGCACAGCACCGACUACGCCGGCAUGGAUCCUGCAGUGGCCGAGGAGGACCUGACGCUCAAGGUCGCGCAUUACGUCCGCUCGUACGAGCCCAUGGACGAGAAGAACUACCCUAGAAUACGGAUUAACACUGCAACCAUGGACAUCGAGACUUACAAGGUGUCCGGCCACGUGGAGACAGCUAUUCUUGGAUACAUGGGCAGUGUCACGCUCAAGCCUCACACUCUGUACUUCUCUCGACACGGAGAAAGCGAGUACAACGUCCUUGGCAAAGUCGGUGGCGAUGCAGUAUUGAGCGCUCGCGGUGAGAGAUACGCUCAGGCGUUGUCUACCAAGUUCAACGCUAUGCGGAUUCCUGACCUAAGGGUCCUGACCAGUCGUCUUCGAAGGACCAUCGCCACUGCCCGAGGCGUUGAAGCGCCGCAGGAGCAUGUUGCUGCGCUCAACGAACUUUACGCUGGAGUAUGCGAGGGCCUCUCCUAUGAGGAGAUGCAGGAGAAAUAUCCGCAGGAGUUCGCCUGGCGCGACCAGGACAAGCUGCGCUACCGUUACCCAUGGGGCGAGAGCUACGUGGACGCGAUGCACCGUGUGGACCCCGUGAUCGCGGAGCUGCAGAGAUCGGACAACAUCCUGGUGGUGUCCCACCAGGCUGUUCUGCGCUGCAUAAUCGGCUUCUUCAUGGAUAAGAAGCCGGAGGAGCUGCCGUACAUGGAGGUCCCGCUCCACACGAUCAUCAGAGCGACCAGCCAGGGCUACAAUUACAAGCUGGAGUUCUUCAAGCUUCCGAUCGAGUGCGUGAACACGACUCGAGUGAAGCCGAAGAACUGCAGCGCGGAUCGCACCGCUGACGACGCUCUGCUGACGGUCCCGGAUCACUUCGACAUACCGGACCCGUGGAGGAACCCAGGAAACGGGCCCACCCUGGUGCAGCAGCACUGAGGAACCGCCCGGCGAUCCACGAUCUCGUCCAGAAUUCGAUCUCUGUUGGGCUGGCGCUUCCCGGGAUUCCGUUAGCGACAUCGACGUUUCGGAGAUCGGGUCCGACGGCGUAGCGACCGUGUCUCACGGCGAGGAAGUUCAUUUUAUUUCUUCUUUGUUUCUUUCACGUAGCUUUCUAAGAUGUAUUCGCGAGAAUCGAUGCCGGGGAAACCGGAAGCACCGAACGCGGGACAACGGGCAAACUGCGUUUGUUUCAGAAGUAUCGCGAAGCGAACGCUUCUGUUUCCGAUACGCGAGUUCUCUCCGACCGAGUUUCCCCGGUCCGAUCCUCUUUUUCCUUUCUAUUCGCAGCGACUCUGUAAUCCCGCUGCUCGAGCCCUCUAUAUUAUUCUAAUUAUUUGUAAGCGUUUUAGUUUUUAACGGUAGGCGACAGACAGGUGAAGCGGUGUUGUCAGCCGUGCACCGUGUUCUUUGGAACCUUGCACGCGACGACUCGGCAGCUACGAUCGACGGUCGACGCCUGUCCGACUGCGGGUUUCGGGGAUCCAUAAGGGGGAUCCAGAAGGGGGAUCGAUUCCCUAACAAGCGAAAGAGUGCUGAUUAGAAUCACCGUAGACGUAGGAAUUGAAAGUGCAAUGAAAGUUUUAGAUACAGUUCCCAUUUUUUGUUCGAGACACGCUGAUGCUUCACGCUGUUUUGGCUCGUGCUCUUUUAGGUGAUUGUUAGAGAAUCGUUCGCCCAGUCGAACGACGACGAGAAAUGACUAUACAUAUACAGUGGGCUCGGUUCCCAGGACCUUGCUGUAAAAUCCGCAGUUUAGUCGGUAGGAUCGCAGGACACCGGAGCAACGAAGACGAGAAACCUCUGACCAUGUUCUUAGGCCUAGAAUCGAAUCUUUCUUUAGCUAGUUCCUGGACAAAACGACCUAGAUAUUCGAAGCCGAGAUAAUGAAAAGUGAUAAUUAGAGAUUAGAUUUCUUUCAGCGACGCGUGGUAGCGGUGAAGACAGAAUUGUGUAGGUUAGCGUAGCGUAUUAAAGAUCUGGCCGUUUAAAUCGUGCCGAUGAAAUCGACGGUGAUCGUUAAGCGGGAAGACAAUUGGCGGCGGCUGAACGUGCAUUGUUACGCGCGCGGAAUCGACGGCCUCGGUGUCCGUUCGAUUAUGUUCGAACUUAAGUACAUACUCUGAUCGGAGUUGGACGGAGUCGAUGUCCUGCUGCGUUUCGAUAUUAGGUUAGCUUGUAGACUGCAUAGUUGUGCAUAAUACUUCGUUAGUCGCGACGCGGACGUCCUCGGAAUCUUCAAAAAAUUGAACUCUUUCUCGGCCGAGGACGCGCGGAUGCAGCUCGCGUGAAACUUGAGAGAGAGACUAUCCGAGUGGAUCGUGAACGGUGUGAUAAGACAAACGGUGAUUAACGAGAGACGGUGAUUAGUGGGAAGAGAAAUUUAUUUUUUUAUAGAAGUUGCACGCGUGCCUUAGCUAGGGCGUAUUGUUUCCGUCACCAGAAACGCUGAUUUUCCCGGAACACCUUUCUAUGUGACUAAAAUUUCAUCUAGUCGAGUGUCGACCCAUUGGCGUAACUUCUGAUAGUUUUUAUAUCACUCGAGAAACAAGACGGAGGUUUGCGGAGCGUUUUUAGCCGUUUAAGUCGUAUCGUAGAUACAUUCAACUGUCUUUGUUUUCUUUUUUAAUUGUACAUUAUGAAUAAACAUUUUUUACAAAGCUCGA